CUCUUCCCGUGCCCGCGCGCGAGAGAGAGGUUUUUCCUCCUCUAGCUAGGGCUUUGUGUAGCGGCCAGCAACGGGCACCUCGCCCCCGGUGCGGCGGUGUCUCCCCAAUUCGAUCUCGGGGGGUGGGUUCCCCUAGCUUGGAGGGGUUAGCGGCGCCGGCGCGUCGAGGGGCGGCGCCGCGAUGAACGUCCCUAUAGUCGAUCCAUUGCAGGGGGACUUUCCUGAGACAAUUGAGGAGUUCUUGCAGUAUGGGAGUAUGAAAUGCAUUGCGUUCAAUCGCAGGGGAUCUCUCCUUGCUGCUGGAUGUGCAAAUGGUACCUGUGUUAUCUGGGACUUUGAAACAAGGGGGAUUGCAAGAGAACUGCAUGAUAAAGAUUGUACUGCACCUAUAACAAGUGUGGCCUGGUCCAAGUAUGGUCACCAUUUGCUCGCCUCCGCUACUGAUAAGUCAUUGACGCUUUGGCAUGUUGUCAAUGAGAAAAAGAUUGCCCGCAUAACUCUUCAGCAGACUCCAUUGAGUGUCCGUCUUCAUCCCGGUGGUCCACCUACACCUUCUAUUUGUUUGGCAUGCCCUCUCUCAUCUGCACCUGUUCUUGUUGAUUUAAACACUGGAAGUACUACAGUUCUCCCAGCUUUUGUGUCUGACAAUGGUAACCCCCCUGCUCCUAAUUCCCGCAAUAAAUUUUCUGAUGGUUCUCCACCUUUUACACCAACCGCUGCAACAUUUGACAAGUAUGGGGAUCUGAUAUAUGUGGGCAAUUCCAAGGGAGAGAUAUUAAUAAUAGAUUCAAAAAGCAUCAAGGUACAUGCUGUAGUUCCCAUACCAGGUGGAACAGUAGUUAAGGAUAUUGUUUUCAGCAGGGAUGGCCGAUAUCUACUCACAAACUCUAAUGAUCGGGUCAUUAGAGUCUAUUAUAAUCUUCUUUCUGUUAAAGGUUCUGGAAAGGAGAUUGAGAAAAUAAGCAGUAACAACAACAGCUAUGAGAAUAAUUAUGAGAAGCUAAAAGCAAAUGGUGCAAGCUGCCUAACUAUUUCUUGUGAACUUUCGGAUGCCAUUGCAAAGAUACCGUGGAAGGCGCCAUGCUUUAGUGGUGAUAGUGAAUGGAUUGUUGGUGCUUCUGCAAGCAAAGGAGAGCACAGAUUGUGCAUAUGGAACCGAUCGGGACGUCUUGUAAAGAUCCUUGAAGGUCCAAAAGAAGCUCUCAUUGAUAUUGCUUGGCAUCCAGUAGAUCCUACAAUUGUUUCAGUGUCUGUAGCAGGCUUAGCGUAUAUUUGGGCCAAAGAACAUGUAGAGAAUUGGAGUGCAUUUGCUCCUGAUUUUGUAGAAUUGGAAGAAAACGAAGAGUAUGUUGAACGAGAGGACGAGUUCGACUUAAAUGCAUAUGUAGAAAAGGCUGAAGAACAACUGAUAAAUGAGGAUGAGCAUGUCGAUAUUGAGACAUAUGAUAAGGACUCAACGUUCAGUGAUUUGGAUGAUAGUACAACGAUGGAGCUCAUCUACUUGGCAGCUAUUCCUAUCCCAGACACUCCUGAUGAGCAGCCCGACAAGUGUCUUGGAAGUUCAUCGAAGUUGGAGGACAGCAAUCAUUCUGGUUCCCCAUCCUCAUUGGAUGCUGUACAGAAUGGUCAAGCCAUUCCUCCAGCAUCUAGUCCAAUGGAAGUGGAUAAUUCUACUGCUGAAGAACCAGCUGAAGCUGCGAACUCAAAGAGGAGGCGGAGGCUGUCGGCUAAGGGGCUCGAGCUGCAGCAAGCUGAGAAGGGAAAAAAACCAACAACAAAGAACAAGUCCAACGGCAAGUCCCCAGGAUCCAAUGGCAAGCAAGUGGAGCCUGUUAACGGGAACAGCUCUGCUGUUGAUGAUGAAGCCACCGAGGACGAUGAUAUCUAAUAACUUUUAAGUGACUUUAGUUCGUGGAGUCCCUAUCGAGAACACACACAGUAUUUCUAUGUAGUAUGCCUUAGAAACAGUGGAGAUGUGGUGCGCCGAUGCAAAAUGAAAUCGUUAAAUCGAAGUGGUGGAUCUAUGUAGUUGAGACUUAAUCAUCUGUGUUGCAUUUA
Oryza brachyantha (malo sina) is the source of this 2058-nucleotide messenger RNA. Its product is annotated as protein RBL. The record is from RefSeq and is a predicted model, not a curated record. Gene Ontology annotation, cellular component: Set1C/COMPASS complex. The transcript has 5 exons. The coding region runs from base 182 to 1888 and encodes 568 amino acids. Lineage: Eukaryota; Viridiplantae; Streptophyta; Magnoliopsida; Poales; Poaceae. Gene Ontology annotation, molecular function: protein binding.